Messenger RNA from Solea solea (common sole), 997 nucleotides. RefSeq names its product natriuretic peptide C (gene nppc). The transcript has 3 exons. The record is from RefSeq and is a predicted model, not a curated record. Gene Ontology annotation, cellular component: extracellular region. Gene Ontology annotation, molecular function: hormone activity; hormone receptor binding. The coding region runs from base 127 to 492 and encodes 121 amino acids. Gene Ontology annotation, biological process: receptor guanylyl cyclase signaling pathway; cGMP biosynthetic process. NCBI's taxonomy places the organism in Eukaryota, Metazoa, Chordata, Actinopteri, Pleuronectiformes, Soleidae.
AGCUUUGGAGUAAAGGACGGACUGAAGCCUUCUGUGUGGAACAGCUGACUGAUUGGCUGCUGCUACCGUCCCUCUUUCUGAACUUCAGCGCAAAGGAAUCACUUAGAGAAUACAAGACCUGUCAGAAUGAACCUAUCAUAUUUGGUAGCUUGUGGACUUAUGGUCACCCUGCUUUCAGUAAGGAUGGGGGCAAAACCUUUAUCUCAGGCGCAGCAGAAGUCUCUUAGAAGUUUGCUGGGCGAGGAGCUGGCGGAGUUUCUGGAGUCGGAGGAGAGGGAGAGGCGGUUGGAUGCUGUGCGCUCUCGGUUACGGUUACUGCGAGAUUUACGCUUAGACACUCGCGCCAGGGGGAUGUGGGCUCGCCUGCUUAACGACCAACCCGCACCGAGGAGACACAAAUCGGGGAGCAAGAAAGGUAGCUCCACGUCGCGGAGUGGCUGCUUCGGACACAAGAUGGACAGGAUAGGGACCAUCAGCGGCAUGGGCUGCUAGGGCUGGAACAGCGCUGUGAUGAUUUCUGGACAAUAGUUGUGGACAACAAAUGGUUCAAUUUGUUCUCAAAUGCUGGGGGGAAAAAAACAAAAAACAAAGUAGAAUUCAACCAAGAGACGGAUUUUCGGUACGAAAGUCAACACGACCAGCAUUAGCAAAGACUGAGAUGACAGUGCUACAAAACCCUCAUAUAAAUAUAUAUAAUAAAUAUUCAGUAUAUAUACAUAUAUACAUGUAUGUAUACCACACAGAAUGGUCCAAACGCAGAUGCAUAUGACAAGAUUGCAGGCAACGGUGUAAAAACUACAAACUGCAAAGCUGUAUAUUGUUGCUGCUGUUGUACAUUCACGUACUUCAUCUUCCCCUGCAUAAAUGUAUUUAUGUUUUAAAAAACUAUUUAUAUGUUUAUAAAAAAGAGAUAUUUAUAAAUAUGAGUUUUAUUUAUGUAACAUUUUGAAAAUGAACGCAAACUGCAGGUCAAUUCUGUUUGUAACUUUUUUCUUUU